This is a messenger RNA of Phytophthora sojae, 1566 nucleotides long. RefSeq lists its product as hypothetical. The record is from RefSeq and is a predicted model, not a curated record. The annotation marks the transcript as partial. The transcript has 2 exons. Lineage: Eukaryota; Oomycota; Peronosporomycetes; Peronosporales; Peronosporaceae.
AUGGCGUCUUGGGACCAACUGGGCAAUGUGCUGCAGGAGAUCCACAACCGGAACUACGGCGCGUAUCACGAGCUGGAGCGCGUGUUCCAGUACGACAAUGGCCUCCGCUUCUCGCUCGAGUUCGACCACAUCCAGGGCGACCCGUACGCCAGUCCAUCGCGCGCGCACGUGACGGUCUCCGCUACGUCGGCCGCGUUCCCGGCCGAAAUGUAUGGCGACAAGACGCGCAACGUCGCUCUAUGCGACUACCUGACUCGCACCUUUGCGGCCAGUGCCCGCCGCUGCGGGGCCGACGCCAAGGCCGUCAGCGAUUCGUGGCAGGGGGCCAAGGGCGGAGAUAUCUCCAUUGAUGCCCCAGGCCAGCACGUGAUUGAGCGAUCGAGCGUCAACGUCUUGGCCAAUGGAGACGUCGAGGCCCGCUUCAACAUCAACCUGCCGGCCCGCGGCCGCAGCAUCUGCGGAGACUGGGCCUACACCAUUCUCGUGGAGACGUUGCCCAAGCUGGUGGAACAGUCACUGGUGCUCCGGAGUUUGGACGUGGCCCACUUGUGGGAGCACCUGCACUCGGUGGAAGACCAGGAGGCUCUGAGAGGGAUGCUGAAGGGCGCGGGGCUCGUGGGCUUCGUCCAUGAUGGAGCUAUCCUCCCGCGUCAGUCAGGAGCAUCGGAUCUGCCGUUGAGCAGUGAUAAGGCCAUUCCGUUCAAGUCGCCCAAGUUGCUCAGCAAGAAGUUCACGCUGCCCAACUGCGGAGUUGUCACGGGAAUGGGCAUCCCGCAGGGUGUCACGCUGUUCGUGGGCGGAGGUUUUCACGGCAAGAGUACGGUGCUCAAGGCCCUCCAGGUCGGCGUGUACAAUCACGUGCCUUCGGACGGACGCGAGUUCGUGGUCAUCGAUCCGAACGCGGCCAAGAUUCGCUCGGAGGACUCGCGUAGCGUUGUGUGCACUGACAUCAGCGCGUUCAUCGACAACUUGCCCUUCAAGCAGGACACGACCCGGUUCUCGACUGCGGACGCGUCUGGUAGUACGUCGCAGGCGGCCAACAUUGUCGAGGCGCUGGAGGUGGGGGCCACGACGUUGCUGAUCGACGAAGACACGUGCGCGACCAACUUCAUGAUCCGCGACUGGAAGAUGCAGCAGCUCGUGGCCAAGGACAAGGAGCCGAUCACACCUUUCAUCUCCAAGGUGCGAGCACUGUACACGCAGCGCGGAGUGUCGUCGGUGCUGGUCAUCGGUGGAGCAGGCGACUACUUUUCGGUCGCGGACCAAGUCAUCAUGAUGGACUCGUACGAGCCGCGUGAUGUUACCGUGGAGGCCAAGAAAAUCGCCAGCGAGCACGUAGAGAUCCGACAGGACGCCGAGUUCGGUGGUUUCAAGCCGCGUAUCCCUCUGAGUCGUGGCUUUGAAGUCAACGGCAAAGUUGUCUCGCGCGGUCUCGGCAAAAUUCAGUAUGGCGAGGUGGACUUGGACUUAGCCGCCGUGGAGCAGCUCGUGGAGCCCAGCCAAGUGCGCACCAUUGCCGACGCUAUUCAGAAGGCGCGUUCCUUUAUGGACGGCAAGCGCACUCUG